Molecule: messenger RNA, 1530 nt
Organism: Alligator sinensis (Chinese alligator)
Lineage: Eukaryota; Metazoa; Chordata; Crocodylia; Alligatoridae
Product: olfactory receptor 10A7-like
Biological process (GO): G protein-coupled receptor signaling pathway
Cellular component (GO): membrane
Molecular function (GO): olfactory receptor activity; G protein-coupled receptor activity
Source: RefSeq, a predicted model, not a curated record
AUGACACAAGAUGAGGAAAUUUCCACAAAGACAGUUUCAGUUUUGCACAGUCUACCAAUGAAUAUGUCCAACUGUAACACUGUAACCGAGUUCCUCCUCCUGGGGUUCUCUGACACUCGGGAGCUGCAGGUCUUACACUUUGUCAUCUUUCUAGCAGCAUACCUAGCAGCCCUGGUGGUGAACCUACUUGUUAUCACUGUUGUAACAAUGUACCACAACUUCCACAAACACAUGAACUACUUCUUGGUAAAUUUAUCCAUCCUUGACCUUGGAUCCAUCUCUGUUAUCAUCCCCAAGUCCAUGGCCAAUUCUCUCUUAAACACCAGGACAAAAUCCUAUUCUGGAUGUGUGACCCAGGUCUUCUUCUUCUCACUCUUUUGUAUAGCUGAUCCUGCCUUCCUCAGCAUCAUGGCAUAUGACCGUAUGUUUCAGAGAGAUGUUUCAGAUGCAAAGCUGGGCUCUCACAGAAGACUUAAGACAUCCCUGGUUUUUGACGAAGGAUUUUAUGCAGUGAAAUUCAAGAAUUUGACUCUAAAGGAAAGGGUUGAUUUCUUAAUCUCUUCGGGACACUGCUGCUUGGAUGGGAUGGGUAUGACUAACCAGACUUGUGUGAAGGAGCUAGUGUUGCUGGGAUUUUCAGAUUUCCAAGAAAUGCAGACCCUGCUCUUUGUUCUGGUGUCUAUCUCUUAUGUGGCAGCCCUCACAGGGAACAUGCUAAUAGUAUUCCUUACUCUAAGGGACCCUGCCCUUCACACCCCCAUGUAUUUCUUUCUUGGGAAUUUAUCCUUUUUGGAGGUCUGCUAUACAUCUGUAAUCCUCCCCAAGAUGCUGGUGGAUCUACUGUCUGGAACCCCAACAAUCACUUUAACAGGCUGUGGGGGACAGAUGUUUUUCUUCAAUAUCUUGGCUACUGCAGAAUGUUUCCUCCUCUCUGUUAUGGCGUACGAUCGAUAUGUUGCCAUAUGCAAGCCCUUGCAAUACACCCUUAUUAUGAGUCGUAGAAUCUGUGCUCAGAUGUCUGCCUUUUCAUGGAGUUUUGGCAUUUUACUGGCUAUUUGGCAAUUUUAUACAAUAUUCACAAAGCCCUUUUGCGGGUCAAAUAAAAUCAGCCAUUUCUUCUGUGACAUUGUUCUUGUGAUGCAGUUGCCUUCUGCAGAUACCUACACGAAUGAAGUUGUUGUUACCACCCUUGCUGUGCCUUUCCUGCUUAUCCUCUUGUCCUAUGUCCUUAUUAUCUCCUCUAUUCUCAAGAUGCCCUCAGCUGAAGGCAGACACAAAGCCUUCUCUACCUGCUCCUCACACCUCAUUGUGGUUUCUCUUUUCUAUGGAACAGGAACAGUUGUUUAUUUGCAACCUAGUUCAGCCCAUACUCAGGGCAAUGACCGGUUCUUUGCCCUGAUGUAUACAGUGAUGACACCCGUGUGUAAUCCCAUUAUUUACAGCCUACGGAACACGGAGAUUAAAAGUGCCUUCAAAAAAUCAAUUGGCAGGAAACUGUUCCCUCAUAUAAGGUCUUUAAAAGGAUUCUGA